This is a messenger RNA of Trichoplax adhaerens, 1671 nucleotides long. RefSeq lists its product as uncharacterized. The record is from RefSeq and is a predicted model, not a curated record. Gene Ontology annotation, molecular function: pyridoxal phosphate binding; 5-aminolevulinate synthase activity. The coding region runs from base 1 to 1671 and encodes 556 amino acids. Gene Ontology annotation, cellular component: mitochondrion. Lineage: Eukaryota; Metazoa; Placozoa; Uniplacotomia; Trichoplacea; Trichoplacidae. Gene Ontology annotation, biological process: heme biosynthetic process. The transcript is spliced from 8 exons.
AUGACUGCAUUGAAAGCCAGUAAGGAGAAAAAACCUGGAGACAAGCUAUGCUUUGAUAAAGAUGCCGGCGACGGAUUCAAACGUUGCCCAUUUCUGGGUCACUCUUCUCGGACACCCUUCGGCAUUCCAUACAUUAAAAGUGCUAAAAUCGUUGAUGCAUCUAACUUUAACAAUCAAGCAAGUGCUCACAUGGAAGAAGUAUAUUUUUCCGGCGAACAUAGUGAAAAUUCUUCAAGACGACAAGGAUUUUCAAACCCAAAUCAAAGACAGUCGGUCGACCAUGAAUAUAAAACCACUAGAGAGCCGUUAUUCAGUUAUAAUCAAUUCUUUAAUGACCAAAUUGAACUAAAGAAAAAGAAUCAUACGUAUCGUAUCUUCAAGGAAAUUAAUCGUUCCGCUACAACAUUCCCCUUAGCAAAAUGUCAUCUUCCUGACCAAACUAGGGAUGAAAUCACGGUUUGGUGUAGCAAUGAUUACUUAGGACUGAGUCGUCAUCCGAAAGUUAUUUCCGCUGUAACUGAAGCUCUUAAAUGUUGUGGAACUGGGGCAGGAGGUACACGGAACAUCUCUGGAACGAACAGUCUUCAUCGCCGACUUGAAGCAGAACUUGCGCAGUGGCAUAGAAAGGAUGCUGGACUUUUAUUCAAUUCAUGCUAUUUGGCAAAUGAAACUGCUAUAUCUACUUUGGCGCAACAGUUACCGAAUUGUGAGAUAUUUUCCGAUGCUGGUAAUCACGCUUCCAUAAUACAAGGAAUUCGUUUGAGUAAGAGUCCAAAGUUUAUAUUUCGUCAUAAUGAUCCUGAGCAUCUAGAAGAGCUACUAUCGAAAUCUGAUCGUUGUAAGCCUAAGCUUGUAAUAUUUGAGUCAGUACACUCUAUGACUGGCGAUAUAAGUCCAAUGAAGCAAUUGUGUGACGUUGCUCACAAGUAUGGUGCUUUAACAUUCAUUGAUGAAGUUCAUGCUAUCGGAUUAUAUGGAGAUACUGGUGCUGGUAUUGCCGAAAUGGAAGAUAUUAUUGAUCACGUAGACUUCAUUAGUGGUACAUUAGCGAAAGCUGCUGGUAACAUUGGUGGUUACAUUGUUGGAGAUCGUGAAGCUAUUGAUACCCUGAGGAGUUACUGCCCUGGCUUCAUUUUCACUACUUCUCUUCCUCCAGCAACCGUUGCUGGUUGCCUAACUUCAGUCAAUAUUUUAAGGGGUGAAGAAGGCAAACAACUACGUUCAAGACUUCAUUCGAACGUUGCUACUCUGUUCAAUAAACUACGAGCAGUUAAUAUACCUGCAGUCAAGACUCCAAGCCAUAUUAUUCCUGUUCAUGUUGGGAAUGCCGAAGAAUGCUUACGUGCAAGUAAUGAUUUACUUUUGCAGCAUAAUGUAUACGUUCAGUCCAUUAACUAUCCAACAGUCCCUGUUGGUCAGGAACAGCUAAGGGUUACCACAACUCCUCUACAUACUGAAGAAAUGAUGGAUUACUUAGUUGACUCAAUAAGGAGUGUAUGGAAGCAGCACAACAUUCCAUUUUUAUGGUCCGUCUGUAAUAAAUAUGACAACUGCUACUGUACCGAUGAAUCAGCAACCGCCCUAUGUCGUUACCAAACAUAUAUUCGAUCACGUUAUAGGCCAUCAAAUCUAGCUGGAGCAUCUUCGAUUAGUAUACCUAUUUCCGCUUGA